GAAGGGUGAGAAGGCGGAGAGAGGAACCAUUUUUAUCGUCGCUGUAGCUUUGAUAAAGUCGCGGGGUAAUGCAGUUAGUUGUGUGUAUGCAUGCAUGCUAAAAUUUAAGCUGUAAUUUUUUUUAUAUUUGCUUUUAAAGUAGCUUGUUGGUAGACGUGAAGCAGAAUCUUUUGUUAGGAGCGAAAUACUUAUUAGCUAACGGGCUAAAGAAGCAGCUGAAAUCGGUAGCAUUUUUAUCGCCAUUUUGCGCAUUCAGUAGCUCCCUACUUUUGGCAGCAGAAAGGUAGCAGACUUCGGAGCAUGGCGGAGGCCGACCGACCAGGGAAGCUCUUCAUCGGCGGACUGAAUACGGAGACCACCGAAAAGGCCUUGGAGCAGUACUUCAGCAAAUAUGGCAGGAUUGUGGAAGUUCUUUUGAUGAAGGAUCGUGAAACAAACAAAUCAAGAGGCUUUGCAUUUGUAACUUUUGAAAGUCCUGCUGAUGCAAAGGAUGCAGCACGCGAAAUGAAUGGAAAGUCUCUUGAUGGCAAGCCUAUCAAGGUUGAGCAAGCUACAAAACCUCAGUUUGAGAGUGCUGGCAGGCGCGGACCUCCACCCAUGCACUCUCGCAGUCGCGGGCCACCCAGAGGUCCACGUGGUUCAAGGGGAGGUCCUGGUGGAAUGAGAGGCCCCCCAUCAAGAGACUACUAUGAUUCAGGAAGUGUAGAACCCUUCUUUAAAGGGAUGUCAUCCAGAGGCCCCCCUCCAAUGAAACGAGGGCCCCCUAUUCGAAAUGGAGGUCCCCCACCCAAGAGGUCUGCCCCAUCUGGUCCCAUGAGCAGACCUCCCAUGUCAAGGGACAGAGAUCCCUAUGGUCCACCUCCACCUCGCAGAGACUCGAUGAUGUCCAGAAGGGAUGAUUAUCCAUCACCCAGAGAUGACCAUUACAACUCAAAAGACAGCUACUCCAGUCGGGAUUACUCCAGAGAUUCUAGGGACUAUGGGCCACCUUCCAGAGAUUAUUCCUACAGAGAAUAUUCUAAUUCCACUUCCCGCGAUGACUACGGCUCAAUGUCAAGAGGAUACAGUGACCGUGAUGGUUAUGGAGGAGGCAGGGAACCAAGAAGCUAUAUGGACCGUCCUAGUGGUGGCUCCUACCGAGACUCAUAUGAUGGUUACGGUAACUCUCGCAGCGCCCCACCUUCAAGGGGCCCCCCACCAUCCUAUGGUGGGAGCAGUGGAAGCAGUCGUUAUGAUGACUAUGGCAGCAGUUCCCGGGAUGGCUAUGGCAGUCGUGACAGUUACCCCAACAGUCGGAGUGACCCAUAUCCACCUAGCCGUGGUGAGCGAAUGGGCAGACAGGAUAGGGGCCCAGCUCCCCCUGCCGAGAGAGGCUACCCUCCUCGUGACUCGUACAACAGCUCAAGUCGUGGAGGGCCACGUGGUGGCCGUGGUGGCAGUCGAGUCGAUAGAGGAAUGGCUCGCAGCAGAUACUGAACUGGACUUGGAAAUGUCAUUAAACCAAACGUUAGUCUCCAUGCACACUUAAAACGUGUUUUGGAGGAAGGACAAACUAGCCAUGUCUAAAUUUGUGGAAUCUGAAGCUUAGUUUUGAACUGUGUCUUGACUUUCCCAAUUUUUUUUUUCUUUUAUGUGUAAAAGUUUUUUUUCUCUUGCUUAUGUCAGUACAGUUACCAAGUGAGUGUUAGUUUUUUGUACUUUCAGUGCUGUUGAAAUCUGCAAUGCCCUAUAAGUAUGGCUUUCCUAAUCUAAUAAAGGUUUUAGUUGUACCAUAACUUUUUCUUGAUUUUUCAACAACAGACCGUAACAAAUGUUACGUAACAACAUGAUCUCCUUAAAAAGGUCCUCUGUAAAACUUAGGUGAGUCUGCUAAAUAUUGGAGUGAGAUGCGUUCAUUCUUGCCACAAAUGUACUUCCAACUGGACGCUACUGUUUUCACGGUUAGGCAAAUGUCACUGUCAAAAUGUUCCAAUGUAGUUCCUUGGAAAUGGAUUCAUCACCCUAGAGCCAUUUGAUGGCAUGCAACGACCAAAUGCAACUCGACUGAUAGUCAACAGCUGGUAAGCAAAGCAAAACUCUUUGUUUCUCAUCUGUAAAUGAGUUUCUCAUUGUCCUGUAUUGCACUCUCCAGUCAAAGGGCGAUAUUCAAGGAAACUUGUCUUCAAGGGACAAAAGGAAAAAAGGAAGUCGACUGAAAUGAACCUUUUCGUUGUAGUCCAUUUUCGUCACUCAAAAUUGUCAAAAGUGCAGCAACAUGCCAAGAAGUUUCUUCCCUUUUCACCCGUGAAUGCUUUUAACACCCAUUUUACCAACUGAGCCCCAAGGCUCCUUUUUGCCCAACCAGUCAUCCGACAUCAGUAAAAUGAUUGGCAACCGUGCAUUUUUUACAUCAUGGGGUAAUAUUUAGUAUUUUUUUCCUCUAUAAACACCUCAAAGCAAUCUUUAAAUUAAAGACUUGGUAUCAAAAUCAUUUCCUUGAGCAUGCCAAUUCAAACAAUGGAGACCGUUGGAAGAGCACCAUCAUCCCAACUGCCAAACCGGAAAACAAUGAAACUAAUGUACAGUUGGACCAAGGACAACAAUAUAAUUUUCAAUUACCUCAUAAUACAUAAUUAAGAAAAAAGCCCCAUACUAAUAUGAUGAUCUCAUUGCAGGAUGAACAUUGCUUCAAGGCAAUUGCCCUUUCAACAUAUCUGAAUGUCUUCAAGUCCUGGACUAGUUGAGCUACAGUGCAUCCGCAUAACCAUGUCUAACAGACUAAUGCUGGCACAGCUUUCUGUUCAGAGGUCGGGCUGAAUCUUCGUAUUGAGCAACGCAUUGAAAGUGGGAGAAAUGUACAGCCAUCAAAUGAACUUUGUACUGUUUUCAAUAAAAGCUUUGAAGAGGU
This is a messenger RNA of Haplochromis burtoni (Burton's mouthbrooder), 2887 nucleotides long. It is a transcript of the gene rbmx, whose product is annotated as RNA binding motif protein X-linked. NCBI's taxonomy places the organism in Eukaryota, Metazoa, Chordata, Actinopteri, Cichliformes, Cichlidae. The coding region runs from base 301 to 1476 and encodes 391 amino acids. Gene Ontology annotation, biological process: positive regulation of mRNA splicing, via spliceosome. Gene Ontology annotation, cellular component: spliceosomal complex. Gene Ontology annotation, molecular function: RNA binding. The record is from RefSeq and is a predicted model, not a curated record. The transcript is spliced from 10 exons.